Molecule: messenger RNA, 957 nt
Organism: Cyclocybe aegerita
Lineage: Eukaryota; Fungi; Basidiomycota; Agaricomycetes; Agaricales; Hemipholiotaceae
Source: the annotation of a GenBank genome assembly
AUGAACGCGGCCAGCAUGUUCACGUAUGCCUUUCAUCGCGCCGAGCUCGUCGGUGCCUUUUUCAACGGCGUUUUCCUUUUGGCCCUGGCACUGUCCAUAUUCCUUCAGUCCAUCGAACGCUUCGUUCAUGUGGAAGAAGUCAGCACCCCAAAACUCAUUCUCAUUAUUGGGUGCAUCGGGCUAGGACUGAAUGUCGUGAGCGCAAUUGUCAUUCAUGAUCACCACGGACAUGCGCAUAACCCGACCUUCCAAGCGGAAUCUUUGGAAAACGAGGUCAAUUCUCAGCGAGAUAUUAUUCAUGCACAGCACAACCAUAGAAUAGACCCUCCCGUCAGUGCACCGCAGCAUAAUCUCGGCCUAGUUGGAGUAUUGCUUCACCUCUUCGGCGACGCUGUUAAUAACGUUGGCGUAAUAAUCGCUGCCAUAAUCCUGAUGCAGCUCAGCUCCCCAAAACGUUUUUAUGCCGACCCAGCUGUAUCUCUGGCCAUAAGCCUCAUAAUUUUCGGGAGUUCUAUACCGAUGACGCUGAAGUCAGGUAGGAUCCUCUUGGAAGCUUCUCCUAUUCAUCUCGAUCUUUCCAAGGUGAAAGAGGACCUCCUCUCGGGCAUACGUGCACCCCAGAUACCCGAUGUCCUUUCCGUGCACGAUCUCCAUGUCUGGCAUUUGUCCCAAUCAGUUAUUCUGGGCUCUCUGCACGUCUGCGUUCCGCUCGGAACUUCCCUUGAACAAUGGGAGAGAACAGAGCGCUACCUCCAGCAUUGUUUCGAGGAAUAUGGGAUCAAGCACGUCACAAUUUCGCCGGAAAUACAUAGGGACUUCCAGACCCUGACAGAGUCCUCGGAGGAGCUCGCGGGUGGAUGCAGGUUGCCCUCGCAUGACGACUUUGGAUGCGCUGUGAGUGGCGGCGACCUGAAGAAACGCAGCGUCACGCGUACGACCAUAAUUGAUGCUGCUUGA